GAUGGUACCUGCCACUGCCAUUGGUUCUGGUUCCCCCUCUGCCGUCUCGGCCGGUCCUCAAACUCUUCCAGGGAAUGACCCGUCUGUCUGGUGGAGUCCAGAGCUCCAGAACCUUCCUGAAUCCAACAACCUGCAGCUCCUAGAAUGUCUCAUCUCCGAGGUGGGACGUCCUUCCUCUGCCUUGAAAGACCAGCAGCAGAAUCCUGCUUCAAGGCAGACGGGCAAACGAAAGAAACCAAACAGACUGGAACAAGGUUCUUCAGCUGGAGUUGAUCCACCAUCAGAGUGCAGAUCAUCUGACCCAACCAGGACUGGAGCUUCGGACCAGGACCUCAUUGUGGUGCUGUCAGACGACGAGUCGUUGCCUGACGUGUAUGAGGUUCCACCCAGCGUUGAGGACGUCCAGUCGGUUCUUCCUCCAGUUACUGUUGGAGGUUCAGAUGACGAGAUCAGUAUCGUUGAGCCCAAACCUCCCGGGGACGAGUCCAAAGCGAAAACAUUUACAUUUAUAGAAAGGGACAUCUUUGAUGAACCAGCUUCACCGGCAGCGUCAGAGGACAGGAUGUCCACUGCCUUGUCUGAAGUACCUGAACUGGGACUCAAACUGUCUUCCUCUGAAACAUCUGAUAGUGACGAUGAAGACUUGCAGAGCAUUAGGACUGAACAGCAGGACUACAGUCAGCUCCGCUGGCAGCCCACCGUGUCUCUGCUGAGACUUCCCCUGUCCCUACCCGGACAUGGACGGCCCCUGCCUCGCUACCAUUUCAUCCUUGGAGAGAAGCAGGACGAGCUGUACCUGCAGGAGAUGGAGGAGAACGAUCAGUCCAGCAAUGAGGACAUCUCAGAAUCAUCACUGACCACGACUCUGAUGUCACCGAAGACUUCACCAUUCUUCACUCUACAGAGUCUCCACUGUCCCUGGAGGUCAUUUCCUGUGCUGCUUGUGGAGCAUCCAGUGCAUCAAAGAUCUGCACCGUCUGCGGUCGGGGUACCACAGAGACUGCCACGUCCCUCCGUUUGGACCGGACAUCUGGUCAGAGCUGGUCUGCUCGCUCUGUCAGGACCUGUCAGACCCGUCGGACCCCUACAGCUCCGACAGACCCAAGAGUCCACACGGUUCUUCCCUCAGCCUGCAUGACCAGCGG
Poeciliopsis prolifica (blackstripe livebearer) is the source of this 1145-nucleotide messenger RNA. RefSeq lists its product as uncharacterized. The coding region runs from base 2 to 1138 and encodes 378 amino acids. Lineage: Eukaryota; Metazoa; Chordata; Actinopteri; Cyprinodontiformes; Poeciliidae. The record is from RefSeq and is a predicted model, not a curated record. The transcript is spliced from 3 exons.